CACGCGAAGCGCCACCGCAGCGCCGGGUUUGCGUCGGAUCGCAGUUCUGCUGCGUCCAAGGGCAGGUAUUUUCUUUUUUGAAAAUGAAUUUUACAGCUGAAGAAGUUUCCUUUUCAAAGGUGACCAUUGCCUUCUUUACAGUGGCUUCCAUUUUAAUUUCUAUACGAAUUUUUAUGAAGAGCAAGCAACCUCGGCCACCAGGACCUUGGUCUCUGCCAAUUGUGGGCAAUCUUCUCCAGCUGGGAGAGCAUCCCUACAUUUCAUUUGAUCACAUGCGGAAGAAAUACGGAGAUGUGUUUCAGAUAAAGCUGGGAAUGGUACCAGUCGUGGUAGUUAAUGGACUGGAUGCAGUGAAACAGGUGCUGCUUAGAGAUGGGGAGAGUUUUGCUGCCCGACCUGACAUGCACACCUUUUCUUUUUUUGCUGAUGGAGAGAGCCUGUCAUUUUCUGUGAAGUACGGAGAAAGCUGGAAGCUUCAGAAGCAAAUUGCCAGCAAAGCUUUAAGGUCACUCACCAAAUCAGAAACCAUGUCUUCAACUUGCUCUUGUCUGCUCGAAGAGCAUGUUUGUGCUGAAGCUUUGGAACUGGUGAAAACCUUCGUAGAGCUCUCCAAACAGGCUGGUAGCUUUGACCCUGCUGUCUCCACUACCUGUGCAGUUGCGAAUGUUGUCUGUGCCCUCUGCUUCAACAAAAGGUAUGACCAUGAUGACGAGGAGUUUCAAUGCAUGCUUAAGGUAAACGAUGAUUUCAUAAAAGCAUCAGGCGCCUUCAAUCCAGCUGAUUUUAUUCCAUGCCUCCGUUACCUCCCACUGCCUGCUGCAAAGGCUGCUCGAGAGUUUUAUGGGAAGUUCAACAACUUUGUUGCAAAACGUGUGGAAGACCAUUACACCACAUACGAUAAGAACCACCUCAGAGACAUCACAGAUGCCCUGAUUAGUGUAAGCAAUGAAAAAAGAGAGGAUGGGAAAGCUGCAGCUUUAUCUCAUCAGAAAAUAAUAGUUACAGUCAAUGACAUUUUUGGGGCUGGCUUUGCUACACUGUCAGUAUGUUUGCAAUGGAUAUUUCUGUACCUGAUAAGCAAUCCGGAAAUUCAAACGAAAAUACAAGAAGAAAUUGAUGCAAAGAUUGGAGAAAGACCAUCAAGGUUUGAAGAUCGAAAAGUUCUGCAUUACACAGAAGCUUUUCUUCACGAAAUAUUUAGGCACACCUCCUUCCUGCCCUUCACUAUUCCUCACUGUACCACCAAAGAUGCCACUCUGAAUGGGUACCAUAUUCCCGCAAAGACUUGUAUCUUCAUUAAUAUGUAUCAAGUAAAUCAUGAUGAAUCUUUAUGGGAAGACCCUUACUUGUUUAAACCACAUAGAUUUCUGAAUGAAAAUGGAGAGCUCAACAAGAGCUUGGCUGAGAAGGUAUUGAUCUUUGGAAUGGGAAUACGAAAAUGUUUGGGAGAAGAAGUCGCCCGCAAUGAAGUCUUUGUCAUCCUCACCACCAUCUUGCAGCAGCUGAGGCUGGAGAAACCUCCUGAAGAUCAUCUAGAUCUGAAUCCAAUUUACGGGCUGUCCAUGGCACCUAAACCAUACCGAAUUAAAAUAUUAUUGCGCACUUGAUGAGGGGAACAGCUUUGCUUUCAAACUCAAUGAUAAUGCAGUAUGAUGCAGUGAAAACUAAUCCAUGGACCUUGUGUGACCAUAUUGCAUCUAUCAGGAGAACCAUGCUGGGCUUUUUGCUUAAUAUGAUUUUUUAAAAUCACUCUGAUGACACGUAUGAGAUUAGCUAGAGAGUGAAUUUAAUCCAGGCUUUUCAUGUGCAAGUUGCCUAUAUAUCUUUUAUGUUUUGUCUUGCAGGGCAUAUAACUAUGGGAGGAGGGGAAAUGCAGAUGAGUGAAAGGGUGAAAGGCUGUUCUGCAGUACCAAGACCCUGAGCUGGUGGAGGGAAUUGCUGCUCUUAACUGGGUCUCCCGACAGGGGUGCCAACUUGAAUAAAAUAUUUGGGGGGCCCAGGUAAGCCCCACACCGCAUAAUCGAUCACACG
Messenger RNA from Lacerta agilis (Sand lizard), 2031 nucleotides. RefSeq names its product cytochrome P450 1A1-like. The record is from RefSeq and is a predicted model, not a curated record. The coding region runs from base 84 to 1607 and encodes 507 amino acids. Gene Ontology annotation, molecular function: heme binding; steroid 17-alpha-monooxygenase activity; iron ion binding. The transcript has 7 exons. Lineage: Eukaryota; Metazoa; Chordata; Lepidosauria; Squamata; Lacertidae. Gene Ontology annotation, biological process: progesterone metabolic process; hormone biosynthetic process.